Molecule: messenger RNA, 5566 nt
Organism: Canis lupus familiaris (dog)
Lineage: Eukaryota; Metazoa; Chordata; Mammalia; Carnivora; Canidae
Gene: ANGEL2
Product: angel homolog 2
Exons: 9
Coding region: 385-1953 (522 amino acids)
Biological process (GO): 3'-UTR-mediated mRNA stabilization
Molecular function (GO): mRNA 3'-UTR binding; 3'-5'-RNA exonuclease activity
Source: RefSeq, a predicted model, not a curated record
GUGCCCCCUCAGCAGUAUGCACGAAAUCUUGCAUUCGAUGUACUCGUGAUGGGUUUUGUUUGUUUUGUUUUGUUUGUGAUAAAGACUUAGAUGCGGAAAAUCAAAAAAAUGUAAUUGUGUGCUGCAUGGAACGGACGGGUGUGCCGCACCUGGAAAACACAACACUGUAUUAAUUAUCGUAUAAGUUCUGGGGAUCUGGUUUUAAUCACCUGCCGUCCGGGGCUUGGUGACCAUUCAGCCCAACUCUGUUUUCCUGAGUACCAGCUGUGUGCCAGGCACUGUGCUAGGCACUGGGGGCACGGACCGGGAUUCAAACGAGUAAGAGAAGCUCUGGCCUUGAAGGAGCUCAUCAUCUGGAGAAAAAGACGUCUAUAUAAAUACCCCAUGUUACCCCAUCACCAGAAGAGUCUGGGCAGAGAUUGGACGACACCGUGGGAGAAUCUGCAAAGGUGUUGCUGGAACAGACAUAUUUCUAGUUGUAUGAGGUGGCCUGGACAUUAUUCUCGUGCUCCUUACCCAUACUUCAGUAGUAGGCAUUUUUCACUAAAUUGGAGACCACCUUGUUUGUUUGAGUCUAGAACUCCGUUUCAGUACUGGAACUGGAGACCUGACAACCUGAGCCAGACCUCUUUGAUUCAUCUCUCUAGUUACAUCAUGAACUCUGAGGGAGAUGAACCUUCAUCAAAACGAAGAAAACACCAAGGCACAAUACAACGACAUUGGGAAUAUAUAUGUAACCAUAAUAAAGACAAGACGAAGAUCCUAGGAGACCAAAAUGUUGACCCCACAUGUGAAGACAGUGAUAACAAGUUUGACUUUUCAGUGAUGUCCUAUAAUAUACUUUCACAAGAUUUAUUGGAAGACAAUUCACACCUCUAUAGACACUGCCGGCGGCCAGUUUUACACUGGAGCUUUAGGUUUCCCAAUAUUCUGAAAGAAAUUAAACACUUUGAUGCAGAUGUACUUUGUUUGCAAGAAGUUCAAGAAGAUCAUUAUGGAGCAGAGAUCAGGCCAAGUUUGGAAUCUUUGGGUUAUCACUGUGAAUACAAGAUGCGGACAGGAAGGAAACCUGAUGGCUGUGCCAUCUGCUUCAAACAUUCCAAAUUUGCACUCUUAUCAGUGAACCCUGUGGAAUUCUAUCGCCGUGACGUUCCUCUGUUGGACAGAGACAAUGUUGGAUUAGUGUUACUCUUGCAGCCCAAAAUUCCAAGUGCUGCCUCUCCUGUGAUCUGUGUAGCUAACACACAUCUGUUGUAUAAUCCAAGGCGAGGUGAUAUUAAGCUGACCCAGUUGGCAAUGCUUCUGGCAGAGAUUUCCAGUGUUGCCCAUCAGAAAGAUGGCAGCUUCUGCCCUAUUGUUAUGUGUGGUGACUUUAAUUCUGUUCCUGGUUCUCCGCUCUAUAGUUUUAUAAAGGAAGGAAAAUUGAAUUAUGAAGGACUUGCCAUCGGCAAGGUAUCUGGCCAGGAACAGUCUUCACGGGGACAAAGAAUUUUAUCUAUUCCAAUUUGGCCCCCAAACCUAGGUAUCUCACAGAACUGUGUGUAUGAGGUACAGCAGUUACCAAAAGUAGAAAAGACAGACAGUGAUCUGACACAGACAGAGCUGGACAAAACAGAGGUCCUAGUGACAGCUGAAAAAUUAUCUUCAAAUUUACAGCACCAUUUCAGCUUGUCAUCUGUUUAUUCACAUUAUUUUCCUGACACUGGAAUUCCAGAAGUGACCACUUGUCAUUCCCGAAGUGCCAUAACUGUGGAUUAUAUUUUCUAUUCUGCUGAAAAGGAAGAUGUUGCUGAGCAGCCAGGAUCUGAAGUUGCUCUGGUUGGUGGCUUGAAACUUCUGGCCAGACUAUCACUCCUUACGGAACAAGACUUAUGGACUGUUAAUGGACUUCCAAAUGAAAAUAACUCUUCAGAUCAUCUGCCUUUAUUGGCUAAGUUCAGACUUGAACUCUGACUCUUUGAUUACAUAUAUACUUUUCUUUCCAAUUUAUAUUCUUUUCAAAGAAUGUAAAAUAUUUCUUGAGAGUCUGCAUGUUUAUUUUUGCGCCAUGGAGUUUCUGAAGAGGUUAUGUGAAAUGCUUGAAACAGAUGUCAGAAGAAACAAGUUUACAACAAUUUUCUUUGUAAUACGAAAAAAUAUUUUCCUGACAAGUGAGGUCUAAACACUCCUUAUUGUAAAAGAGUUGUAAAUAUUUUUUAUUCUAAAUCCCAGUAAAAUUGACGGUGAUUUUUAAAUAUAGUGCAUCCUCUUUAGUUAGUAAAGAAUCUCAGUUGAUGUUUUUCGCAAGCUUUAUGGUGGAUCCAAAGUACCUUUGAGUUCUUGCAAACCACAACUCAUUUCCCUUCCAGAAGGCCUGAUUUCAUUGUGAGGACUGUUUGUUGAGUCCUAAUUAGUUCAUCUCAGAAAUCAUUAGAUUGCUCACAAGUGUCCAACCAACCAUUUUAGUUUGGUUUUGAGGGGUCUUGAUAAUGUUUUCUAAAAUUGUACAAAUUACUUAAUCUACCUUAUUAUUCUCCUAGGCCAUGUAAUAUUGUCUGCAUUUUGUUGGGAGAUGUAGGUCACCAUAACUAGUGGGUGAGAUGCUUUACACGUGCCCUCUUUCCAUCUUGUGACAGACAGAGCAUUCCAGCAUGCCUGAGAGAGGCAGAGACUAGGUUAGAACACCUUUGUUUCCCUGGCAGUUUUUUUUUUUCUCUUCAGUUUCAAGAAGAGAUCCCUAGGCUGGGGGAGAGACUUUAUUCUGUGGAAAUUUAUUAGGAAACUUGUCUUUACAACAAAGUGGCAGCUAUAAGAUUAUUUUGGUUUUGCCUCAGAGGUUUAGGAAGCCCACAGAACUAGCAGGGAGAUACCAGCUUGGAGACUUAAUACUCUUAAGUAGUAAUUUUAACUGUCUUAGUGGUUUUGUUUCUAAGAUGUCACUUUUAUCAUGAGGCAGCAAGUGUGAGGUGGUGCUGACAUUUUUUUUUGUAAAGUGGUUAAGAGCAGGCCUAGAAAGUCCCACUGUUGGCACUAUGUGAAUGUUUGGAUAAAAAAUUUUAAAACAAAAAAAGUGAACAUGUCCUCUUUUUAGACAUUAAGAUCAAAAAAGUAUGUGCAUUUUUACUAAGUAGUAAUUUUGUAUUAUACUAAAUUAUAAAAGUUUUUACAGUGGAUAUUCCUCAUAGAAUGCCUCAAAUUAGAAAGCAGUAGUUACUCCAUGUCCUGGACUUUAAAGGUUUUUGUACUAAAAUAUAUUUACUACAGUUAUUUUUUAAGAAAAUAAAUGACUACCUGAACAAGGCAUGUGUGUUAAAAGGAUUUACUAAAAAUCAUAAUAAGUAUUUUUAAAUGUUUAAUUUCUCACUUUUUUGGAUUUUUACUUACAGUAUUAACUCUAGUUCAAAAAUUUUCCACAUUUUCUAGUAAGUUUGCAGAAUAUUGUAUGUUCUAAUUAGUAGAUGUUGUCGUCAUCAAAUAAUAAUUGUAUAAUCACCCCUUUUAAUAUUGGGGAAAAAUGAAAAUUCAUUAAUUACUGCUUUGUGUUAUGUGAGUUUACUAACAGAUAACUUUGUGUAUAGGUUAUUGUUGCUAAACUAACAUCUCUGAAAAUCUCUGUGAAAGUGUAAUUUUUUAUGUCCUGAUUAAUGCAUUGAUUUUAGGCCCUUUACAUGUGCUUCACUUUGUAGAGUUAAUCCAUAAAAAUGCUUUCUACUUAAGCGUAUAGGACAUAGUAUUUUGCAGACCAGAGGCCAAAGGGUCAAUAUAGCCUCACAAGUCUUUAAAGCUCCACUAAAAUGAACUAUCCACUUGUCUUUACUUUUUUUGGUCAGAAAAUUGGUAACUCUGUUGGAGCCCUGUAUUUACCUGCCCAAACAUUUAAAUCUGGUUAAUUGCUGAAGCCAAAUUUCCCCCAAUCUCAAGUGUUCUACUGGCCAAGUGUUAAAAUGGAAAGAGAUGCCGUGGGGUAAGAAGUGUUGGUUUUACUUUACCUUUUGAUAUCAAGAAAACAUGCAUGUUUGAAAUCUUGUCCUUUUUUUGGAAUUUAACACCUGUUUGCUUUUAACCCUCUGGUUUCCUAAAAAGCCAAGUUAGAAAUCCAGAGAGUUCAAGGGAUUGGGGAAACAGAGAAGUCAAGUUAUUGGCACUUUGUCUUAGUGAAUCACCUAAUAAAUUAUUACUCUAGUGUGUCUGUGCCUGGAGAUUUUGUGGUAGAUGUGCUAAGUGUGUAUGCUGGGCUGUUGCCCCUUCUACACUAUUUCAUUACCGUCUUAGGGUGAUACUAAGGAAGUGAAUGAAGAUGCGCAAAACAAUAGUGUUGAGUGUAAAGUCUGAAAACUGGAAGAAGACAGGGAUGAGGGAGUGAUAAAUGAGUUUACUAGGACAAGUAUGUAGUAAAAGGACAAGAAAAAAUAAAUCACACCAUCUUACAUUUUUGGAAGAAAAACAAUCCUUAAGUUUCCAGGGUGGUUUUAUUAAAGUUCCAUGCUGUGUAUAAACAUACAAGUGAUGAGAAAAACAUUAACUUGAAACAUGCACUUAUCUGGCAUUCUCUAAAAUACCAUUAUACAAGUUUUCCUUUACUUAGAAAAAUACCCACUAAAACAAUCACAGUUUUCCUUAAAGAUUUAAAAAAAAAUGUAUUGGCCAGAACAAAGUCCAAGAGAAUAAACAAGAUUCUGAAUUGUGUGUCAAAAAAACUGUACAAGGUUGUACAUAAAACUAUAGCUUACAAAAGCCUCAGGUAUAGUAAGAAUACGGAAUUAAGAUUUCCAAAGUUCUAUUUACCAAUAUCUAUUAAUAAAAUCCUUAUGAAAUAAUUGACUUAGAAAAAGUGAAAUGCUCAUGAUUUCAAAGUGUAUAGAAAAUACUAAAAAUACUAAAUAUCACUUUCUGAAAUAAAGUGUACUCAAAACAGCACAACAUGGAGUCUAAAAUCAAGAUUUCUGUCAUCUGAUUUAAACUUUGCAUAUAACCCCAUAAUGGCUUAAGCAUAAAAUUUCUCUUGCAUUAAGAAUUUUAAAAACUAGAUUCAAAUCAUAGUUUAAUUUUUUCUUUUGAAUAACAGCCAGUUUUAAAAUCAUUUGGGGGGUUAUGUCAUGGCUUUUUGUUUUAUUUUUUAUUUUUUGCCUUAAUAUCAUUUUAAUUGAAUUCCUGCACUAGAAUUUAAGAGUUUGGUGCCUUUCUCAAAUCUUUUAGAAAUUAGCAUAAUUCCAUAGCUAAUAAAAACAGAAUGAAAACUAAGAGGAUUUUAAAUUAAUUUUCAUGUUUCUGUGACUAACCCUUGCUUUGGGGGAAUAAAUCUUAAAAUUAAGAAGUGAGUGGAAAAAAAUCAGAUUACUAAUUGAAUCACCAAACCAGCUGGUAGUUUUAAGGCUUAUACAUCAGAAUAUUAGAAUAGUUCGUGUUCCUAUUCUUUAACGCUUUUUUUGUGGGAAACGAGGCUAUGCAACUACUGACAUUCUGUAUUUUGGAUGGGACAGUACUUAACUAAUACUUGGAAAAUCCUAUUCCAAGCUCUUAGAAUUGAUUGCAGUGUAGAAGUUGUAUACUUAUUGGAGAUAAUAAAGUUUCAGAUUGAUACACAUAA